AUGUCUUCCACUUCAGCCCAAGAAAUCCCUGAGAAGGCACCUGAUGAUUCUUCCAAGCUGAAGACUUUCUUGUCCAUCCUCCGCAAGUUCGUCGGAGUGGCCGACAUCGCGUCUGUUCGUUUCUCGUUGCCAGCGCAUCUUCUAGAACCCACGCCAAAUCUGGAAUAUUGGAAUUACCUAGACAGACCGGAGGCCUUCGCAAGCAUUGGUCAAUCGGAAGAUCCGCUGGGACGCACGCUGGAGGUUCUGAGAUUCUGGUUUACCAAGGACUUGAAAUACAUCAAAGGCAAACCAUGCAAGCCGUACAAUUCUACAUUGGGGGAAUUUUUCAGAUGCACCUGGGAAGUAGAUCAGACGCUCCCAGAAGUCUCGCCGACUCCAAAAGCUUUCUCCAACGCAAAGGACAGCAGCACAGAUCCCGUCAAGAUUUGCUACUUAACUGAACAAACAUCUCACCACCCUCCGGUUUCUGCCUUUUUUAUAGACUGCCCGGAUACAGGGGUCUCUGCGCGUGGUUUUGACCAGAUCAGUGCCAAGUUCACAGGCACCAGCAUCCGGGUCGCUCCUGGCCAGCACAACCUGGGAAUCUUCGUCAACUUGAAAAACAGAGAUAAUGAGGAAUACCACUUGACCCAUCCUGCAGCACACCUUGGUGGUCUCCUCAGAGGCGCUUUGGCGAUCUCUGUCUCAGACACUUGUUACAUUACUUGCGCCAAGACGCGCAUCAAAGUCAUUUUACAGUACUUGGAGGAGGGCUGGAUUGGUCGAGCGCAGAAUAAGGUUGAGGGUGUGAUCUUUCGAUACGAUCCGGAUAAGGACGUCACCACGAGAAUCAAAGAUGUACCCGAAGGCGAUGUUCUUGCCCGGAUCAGCGGUUCUUGGCAUGGGCAAGUUUUCUACACGUUGGCCGGUACAAACGAACCUCGGCUUUUGAUCGAUGUCACACCCCUCUUCCCAGUCGCGAAGACGCUGCCUCCGGAAGAGAGUCAACUAUCCAACGAAUCCCGCAAAUUUUGGUCUUCGGUUACCGAAGCUAUCGUCGACAAAAAGUACGGCCAGGCUACCAAGCUCAAACAAGACAUCGAAGAGCGACAACGGCAAAAGGCCGCAGAGCGUCAGAACAAGAACGAAACGUGGCAGCCUCGUUUCUUCACCGGCGCUGUCACGCCUUUGGGAAGACCUGAGCUAACAGAUGAAGGGCUGAAGGUACUCGAUGGGCUACGCAGCGGUGAUUAUAGGUUGGACGAGAGUCUUACAAAGGGUGCAUAG
Molecule: messenger RNA, 1269 nt
Organism: Aspergillus niger
Lineage: Eukaryota; Fungi; Ascomycota; Eurotiomycetes; Eurotiales; Aspergillaceae
Exons: 6
Coding region: 1-1269 (422 amino acids)
Biological process (GO): piecemeal microautophagy of the nucleus; maintenance of cell polarity; exocytosis
Cellular component (GO): membrane; intracellular membrane-bounded organelle; cytosol
Molecular function (GO): sterol binding
Source: RefSeq, a predicted model, not a curated record